Molecule: messenger RNA, 1224 nt
Organism: Tachyglossus aculeatus (Australian echidna)
Lineage: Eukaryota; Metazoa; Chordata; Mammalia; Monotremata; Tachyglossidae
Product: olfactory receptor 13G1-like
Exons: 6
Coding region: 1-1224 (407 amino acids)
Biological process (GO): G protein-coupled receptor signaling pathway
Cellular component (GO): membrane
Molecular function (GO): G protein-coupled receptor activity; olfactory receptor activity
Source: RefSeq, a predicted model, not a curated record
AUGUACGAGACGACGAUGGAGGCAAAGCAGGAGAUGCCCAAAAAGGCCCCGGUGACUACGAUCAUCGAUGACGAGCUCUCCCACUUACCUCACGUCCAGCUCCCCUGCUUCACUCCACGGCCAGCUCUCCCUCUCCCCUUCACCGGCCCCUGCCUUGUCCGCUUCUCCCCAAGUCCGAUGAACCACAGCACCGUGUCUACGUUCGUCAUCCUGGGCCUGUCCAACUGCCCCGAGAUGCGGCCCCUACUUUUCUCCAUCUUCCUGUGCGUCUACCUGGUGGCCGUGCUGGGAAACAGUUUCAUUGUGGCCGCGGUCUCUCUCAGUGCGGCCCUCCACAAGCCCAUGUACUUCCUUCUGCUGGCCCAGGUCCUGAUGGACGUCGUGUGCACCUCCUUUAUCGUUCCCAAGCUGUUGGAGACCACGCUGACGCCCCAGAAAACCAUCAUCUAUGGUGGUUGCAUGGUCCAGCUCUUCUACACCUGGUCCCUGGAGUCCAAGAUGGUCCUAUUCAUCGCCGUUGCCUACGGCCGCUACGUGGCCAUCUGCUUCCCUCUCUCCUACAUCACCAUCAUGAGCCGGCGGACGUGCUCCGCCCUCCUCGCCGACGUCCUCCUCUUCGCUGUCACCGACGUCUGGGUGCACACGGGCCUCAUUCUCCGGCUGAACUUCUGCGGGACGGACGCCGUCACCCACUUCUUCUGUAAGAUCUCUGCCCUGCUGGCCAUCUCCUCUAGCCCCGUCCAGGCCAACGAAGUAAUGGUCUUCAUGGCCGACAUCGCCCUGGCCAUGGGGGACUUCCUGCUGACCUGCCUCUCCUACAGCGUCAUCGUGGCUGCCAUCCUCCGCAUCCAGACGGCUGAAGGCAUAAGGAAGGACGUCCCCAUCAUCUACACCUACAUCUGUCCCGCCUCCUCCUACUCCUUCGAGAGGGACAAGGUGGUGGCGGUCACGCUGACCCUAAAUCCCAUCGUCACAGCCUCCAGAACAGAGAGAUCCAGGCAGGCGUCUGGAAGGAUUGCCUCCCACGGAGGCCACGAACCCCGUCUCACGAGAGGCAUGCGGGUCCAAGAGGGCCAGACAUGGCUAAGGGCCCCUCCACAGAGCAUGAUGAGAGUGUUAGUUCGCUACGUGGUGGUGAAGGCUAUCAGGAAGGAAUAUCACUCUCAGGAAGGAAGAUCACUCCCAGAAAUCUUUGGAUACACAUGGCUGCGGGCCAUGCCAUGA